Messenger RNA from Drosophila kikkawai, 4042 nucleotides. RefSeq names its product Serpin 42Dc (gene Spn42Dc). Gene Ontology annotation, molecular function: serine-type endopeptidase inhibitor activity. NCBI's taxonomy places the organism in Eukaryota, Metazoa, Arthropoda, Insecta, Diptera, Drosophilidae. The record is from RefSeq and is a predicted model, not a curated record.
UACACGUUUCUACUCUCAAAUAAAAUAGAAUACAAAAUGAUAACCGAAUAAGCUUUCACUCUAAAACCAAAAAUGCGGCUAAAUAUAUUUUAAAAUCCCUGAUCAAAUUUCCUUUUCUGUAGAUCGAAAUGUGUGAUCCCCAAGACAGCAGGAAUCUCUUUGCACGCAUUCUGAUAGAUGCCAUAACCCAGGAUGUCGUUACACGGGGCGAGGAGCCCUGGGUCAACACAGUUUUCUCGCCUGCAUCUGUCCAAAGUUGCCUAACGCUGGCCUACCUGGGUGCCUCCGGAUCGACGGCCGAGGAGCUAAGGAAUGUCCUGCAACUCGGUCCCGGUGACCGGCAUCACAUAGCCCGCACCUUCGGGGAGUUCUGGCAAACGAGCUGCAACUACGGAGCCAGGGGACCUGUGCUGAAGUCAGUCAACCGACUGUUUGUGAACGAUGACCUGGAACUGCAGCCCGAGUUCAAUGAGAUGGCCGUGGAUUUCUUUCAGUCUAAGGCGGAGCCAGCAAAGUUCGCAGACUCGGAAGCCGCAACGCAGAAGAUCAACGACUGGGUGGAGCAGGAGACGGAACACAAAAUAAGCAACCUGCUGCAGGCGGAUGCCGUGAAUGGGGAGACGAGCGCAGUGCUCAUCAAUGCGCUGUACUUCAAGGGACUCUGGCAAAAGCCGUUUAUGCCGGAGGCCACACAGCUGGGCGACUUCCAUGUGGACCCGUGCAACCGCGUGCCGGUUCACAUGAUGUACCAGGAGGACAAGUUCAGGUUCGCUGAUCUCCCACACCUGAAGGCGCGAGCCGUGCAGCUGCCGUACGACUACUCGAACAUCCACAUGCUCAUUCUGUUGCCCAAUGAGGUGCGUGGUCUGCACCAGCUGGAGUGCCAGCUGAAGGACGUUGACUUGGCCGAUAUUGAUGCGGCCAUGACUAUACAGGACGUAGAGCUUAUCCUACCCAGAAUGACCAUCGAGUACGAUGUGGACCUCAAGGAAAUAUUAAAUCAGAUAGGCAUUAAGGAAGUCUUCAGCGACAAAGCUCUCCUGGACAAACUCUUCACGUCUCGGAAGAGCCAGAAGAUCUCGGCGGCCAGGCACCGGGGCUACAUCAACGUCAACGAGGCUGGAUCAGAAGCGGCAGCCGUCAGCUUCAUGAAGAUCGUGCCCAUGAUGCUGAAUAUGAACAAGAAGCUAUUCAAGGCGGACCAUCCGUUUGUGUUCUACAUACGCAGCGCUCAGGCAGUGUUCUUUUCCGGCCGGUUCGUGACCCCCGUCUCCAGUUUCAAGGAAGAAGAAGAGGAAGUAUUUAUGAGAGGCGUCAGGGCUCCAAAGUCAGUGUAUAGUGUACAGUCCAGGGAAGAGGCAGAGAGACCCAAUAAAAGUCAGUCAACAGCUGGGGAAAUCCCGAGAGUCAUUCAAUUUCCAUCUAAGAGCGUUGCACGCUCUGUUCUCAGCCGCCUUGCAAUCUCGCCGGAGAUAAGGUGCAUAUAUAAGCCAAGUCUUGGCAAACCCAGCUCAGUUAGCACUAUUACUUCUCUCGGGGACCAGUUCGUCUGUGGUGGUCAAAUGAAUAACUUGUUGGCUUUAAUUCUGUGGGUCACUUGUGUGGCGUGCCAAGCCUCCGAGGAAGUCUACCAGCUGCUGGCCAAGAGCCAUGCCAACGAAAACCUCAUCGUCUCGCCGCUCUCCAUCGAGGCCGCCCUGAGCAUGGUGUACAUGGGAGCGGGCGGGUCAACAGCCCGGGAAAUGCAGAGUGCUCUAAAGCUGCCGUCUGGCGAAAAGCAAGAGGUGGCUAGGAAGUACAAGGCCCUCCUCGCCACCCUGCCCGGCCGUGAGGGGGGUCCCACACUGAAGCUGGCGAACCGCAUCUACGUAAACGAUCAGUACACCCUGAGCCCCGGCUACAAUCAGGUUGUGCGAGAGGCCUUCCAGGCCGAAGCCGAGCUUAUCAGUCUGGCCAAUGGGCCCGCGGCAGCCGCGGGGAUCAACCAGUGGGUGCUGGGCCAGACGGAUGGCAAAAUCAAGAACAUGAUCGAUCCUAGCAGCAUGACAUCCGAUGUACAGGCGGUGCUGCUGAACGCCAUCUACUUCAGGGGUCAGUGGGAGUCCGGGUUUGACCCACAGAGGACCAGAAACUCUGACUUCCACGUUAGCCCCGAUAAGAGUGUGUCCGUGCCGAUGAUGAUGCAGUUGGGCAACUUCAGGACCGACUAUUUCCACGACCUGGGCUGCCAGGUGGUCGAGCUGCCGUACCGGAACUCCAACCUGUCGAUGACUAUCUUUCUGCCCCGCGACGUAGCAGGUCUGAGUGCCCUGGAGGAGAAAAUCGUUGGUUUCUCACGGCCGCUGAAGCUGCAGGAGGUGUUCGUGAAGCUGCCCAGAUUUAAGAUCGAGUUCCAUGACGAGCUGAAGGACACCCUGGAAAAGCUGGGCGUCCACGAGCUUUUCUCGGAUAGGGCUGACCUGAGCGGAUUAUUUGCCGAUAAGUCUGACGGAAAACUCAGUCAAGUCGCGCACAAGGCCUACCUGGAGGUGAACGAGGAGGGUGCGGAGGCUGCGGCUGCCACAUCUGCAGUUGUGUCGAAUCGAUCCGGAUUCAGCGUGUCCUUCAUUGCGGAUCAUCCCUUUGCCUUUGUAAUUCACGAUGGAGACACUAUAUAUUUUCAGGGACGAGUUGUAAACCCACCAAAAAACAGCUCUUACGAGAACCAUAAAUUUGAGCUCAGCUCAGUUCGUUCCAUCAUGUCAGCCAAGGCCACGUUGUUAAUUUUUCUCCUCCAGGUCUUGAUUCUGGCCAUGGCCAAUACUGUAAACUACUCUAAAAGCUUUGCGGGCGAUGCGAAAUUCGCCUCGAAGCUUUAUGGCAAACUGGCCAAGGCCGAGCCGGCCCGGAAUAUCGUCCUUUCGCCAUCGUCCAUCAGGACGGGCUUGGCACUGGCCUACAUGGGCGCCGACGGUAGCACCGCCGAUGAGCUGAAGCAGGGACUGGGCCUGGAGGGAGCUGGCAAGACCGAGGUGGCUCAGCACUUUGCGCAGCUCCUGGCCAAAGGACAGCAGCAGACGCAGGCAGGUGACGGAGACGAGGUUGCGGCCGAAUUGAAGUAUGCCAAUCGGAUUUUUGUGGCUCAGCAGUUCCAGCUGGCCCAGGUGUACCAAGAGCUGGUCAGCAAAAACUUCGCAGCAGGGGCCGAGAAUGUGAACUUCACCCAGGGUGCAGAGGCGGCAAAGCGCAUUAAUGCCUGGGUGGAGGAGCAGACCCACCAGCAAAUCAAGGGCCUUAUUGCCCCGGACUCGCUCGACGAAAGCACGGCUGCCAUCCUGGUCAAUGCCAUUUACUUUAAGGCCGACUGGCUGAGCAGCUUCCCCGACUACUCUACAUAUGCCCGCGACUUUGUCAAUCACGGAGGUCGAAGGGUCAACGUGGACACCAUGUCCCAAUCGGAUUAUUUUAGGUACGGCGAGCUGUCAGAGCUGAAGGCCAAAGCCCUGGAACUGCCAUACUCAGGCACGGAUAUCGUCUUUCUGAUCAUCCUGCCCCAGGAAGAGCAGGGACUGGCGUCCCUCGAACAGAAGUUGAACGGCCUGGACCUGGACGAAAUCAGCUCCCAGUUGAGCAGGCGGAAGGUCAAUGUGCAACUUCCAAAAUUCAAAUUCGAGUUCGAUGUCCCCCUGCAGCCAGUCCUGGAGGAGCUGGGCAUCCGAAAACUAUUCACUCCUCAGGCAGACCUCGGCAGCCUGCUGCAAGCCUCGGCGCCUCUUCGCAUCUCGGAGGUGAAGCACAAGGCCAUCAUUGAGGUAAACGAGAAGGGAACCACUGCCAGCGGAGCUACUUUUAUCAAGGCGCAGCUGGAGUCUUAUUUGGUGGGCGAGGAGACCUUUGAGUUCACAGCAGAUCACCCAUUCUUCUUUGCCAUAAAGGACGCGCAGAGCACACUCUUCCUGGGUCACGUAAGCCAGCUCUGACUCCAAGAUGCAUAAACUCAAUAUGCUCUCCUGUUCGCAUCCAAUAAACGCCAAUUUUCGAUGUCAAACACUGACAAGUAUAA